This is a messenger RNA of Salvia hispanica, 2634 nucleotides long. The record is from RefSeq and is a predicted model, not a curated record. Lineage: Eukaryota; Viridiplantae; Streptophyta; Magnoliopsida; Lamiales; Lamiaceae.
CUUUAAAUCUCUUUCUCCUCAAGCGCCAAAAACAUGAUCUCUCUCACUACACUUUUCUCUCUCUAUACACUCACUCACCACUCUCAUAUGUCAUCACUUUGAAGUUUUUCUUCACCGAUCAAAAAUUCAUCUGAUAAAUGGGAAAUGCCAUUCAACCUGUAUCUGCUGCUUUGGAGGAAGGGAAAGAUGAACUUAAUCUAACUAACAACCCAAGUGCAGCUAAUCUAACUAACAACCCAAGUGGAGCUGAUGGUGGGAGCUGGACUCAUGGCGCUUGUAGUUAUGAAGAGGAAAAUAUGUCUCUCCCAUUUAAUUCACUAGGCUAUGAUCAGUUUUCUGGACAUGAUAUACAAGAGGAUUGUCACUCUUACAAUCCUAAUCUGAAUUGCACAGCAGAUCCUAAGGUAGAUAAAAACUGGACUGACAUGUCUGAGUCCUGCACAAAAUAUGAAAUGCUGCCUCCAGAACUGAGCAUGAGAGGAGAUGGUGCAGAUUGUCUGACGACCUCAGCUGUCACUUCCAUGGACUGUGGUGAAUUAGACAUGAACCUCUCCCCACCAAUGUGCGAGACUGGAGCAGGUUAUCCAAUAAAGAAUUAUGGAGCAGAAGCUCAAAGUAGUAGAAUUAGUAGGUUCCAGAUGAGUGGACAGUUCUCUUCUUCAAGCACAUCUUUGUUGCCACUCGUGGAAAAUUUUGGUGCAAGAGGAAAUAAAAAUGAUCAGGGUUUUCUUACUCUUGGAACUGGAGGUGGCAGAGAGUUCAGACCAAAUAGGAAUUUCAGUAUCCGAGAAAUUUCCAAUACAUUGAAGGAGGUCUCUUCCCAAUGUAACAAUCCUAUUACCGGACCCCACCAAAAGAACCUCACUACUCAAUUGGCAAGUGCGGAUGCUAGGAUCCUUACUCAUGCUGGCGGGUUUUCAAGAUCUAACAGUACUUCCUAUGCCCCAAGGUUUCCAAGUGAAGAUCAGGAGGUUUCUUCUCGAUUUAAUGAUUCUAAUGUUAAAAACUUCCCAAAGAAUGCCUCAAGUCUUGCUCGCCUGUCCGGUGGGGAUGCAGGGAUCCAAACUAGUGCUGGUGAACUUGAAGGGUUUGCUAAGGACCUGUUGAACAUUGCUCAUUUGGAAGGUGAGGCUGCAACUGUGCAACUGCAAACUAAUGCUGGUGGAUUAUCAAGAUUGACACAUAGUAGGAUGCCCACAAGUAUUGAAGAUAGGAUUAUUGGAGAAACAGGGUUCAGGCUGAAUUCCAAUCCAUUCCCCAGUCUUCACACUCUGCAAACUAAUACACCUACUACGGCCCCAUCAAAAAGUUAUACAUCGGUGUGUCAGCCAUCUUCUAUACCAUUGUCAUCUGGAAGCACUUUACCAUCUCAACCUAAAUGUGGUUCAAAGCCACAAAUAAUGUCCACACAUUUGGCAUGUCAACCUAUAUCAUGGCAACAGGAUCACUCUAGGAAGAAUUCCAUUAAUGUGCCAUCCAUAGAUUCCCGACAUUACAAUUUGGACAGGGACAAACUGAGAUCCACCAGCCAUGUACAACCUGCUUUCCUUUUGUUGAUAGGAAAUCUUAACCCCGCAGUAGAAGGUACAAGAACAGGAGCUGCCAAAAUUGGUUCUUUCACAUCAAGUGUUCAACCAGCAGGACAGUUUCAUGCUUUUCAUAAUAUCAGUCCUAUUGAAGCACCUAGGACCUAUAUUUCCCCUGACAUAAUCAGGCUUCAGUUUUCAAAAGGUAGCAGUUACCAGUCUGAUGUGGCUGCUUGUUUUCCUGAGAGGUUGGGUUUUCAACCUGAUUUUGCUACUGCUCAACACACAAGAGGUCCGUAUCAGCAUGGGAUGUCAACCCAAUCAUCUGCAGUCUCUCCUGAAAUCGAUAAUUCUGAUGGUCAGGUUGUUCCAGUUACAAAACUAAAUAUUACGCCUCAGGUUGCUCCUAUUAUUCUUCCUCAUCCACCUUUGAAAAGAAAAGCAGCUGCAAAUCCCAUUGCACCCUCAGGUCAACGGAGGAAAAAGAUUCCACAAUCUGCUAUUAGUGAUUCUCUUCCUCAACAAAGGCAGAACACUCCAGCUAUUACAGCUCCUAUUCAUAUUCCAACUGCACCUCUUCAAGUAGAAUGGGAAGGUUUUGAAGAACCACUUGAACCAACUGGACACAGGUGUCUCUUGUGCAAGAGGGAUCUUUCAUUUACAGCAGAAGGCUUAAUGUACCAGCCCACAGCUCCGCCACCCGUUGCUGUUCUUCCGUGUGGCCACACUUUUCACGACUGUUGCUUGCAAUUAAUCACUCCUGAAGACCAGUUGAAAAUUCCUCCUUGCAUUCCUUGUGUCGUUGGUGACACCUAAUCACUUUUGCUGAUCAUAUUCUGGCUAAUAUCUUAAAACUUUUGUGGUAAAGUGUAAUUAGAAAUAGAAAAAGGAAGGGAAGAAAAAUAGGAAUUAUUUUGUUGGUGAUGGAGGUAGGGGGUGGGCGUAGUUGAUGGAAGUGUACAUAGAUAGGGUUCCUAACUCCCACAAUGAUGGUUAGGAUACCUUUUCUUUUUGUCAACGGGUUUAUGUUGCUAAUUGGGAUUUUGCUAUUACCAGAUUAUAUGUACAUAUGGUGUACGGAGGAGCUUCCAACAAACUCAUUUUGUCA